UUAAUAUAACCUUUAAACGCAUAUAGGAUAAAAUUAUAAAUAUCUAGUUCAAUCUGUUACAUGAUUUCACAAUUAUUAUUCCUAUGGUGUACUACUUUGGUAGUCUUCCAUCAAUAUGUGUAUGGAUUUACACCAAACUCCCGAAGUAAGAUUGAAGUGAUAAAUACGCCCAAAUGGAAACAUAAUAAGCAUGGAACCCAUCAAAUAGAUGGAUCAAAUAAUCAAAUUAAGCUACCACUUUUGGCGAAGUCAUCAGCUAAUGAUUAUCUACCGGGUAGCACUGAUCAAUAUGUAGAAGAUGGAAUUGCUUACAAAAGGUUCUCUCCUCUACAUGAUGGUGUUUCGCCGCCAUCAGCUCACGACCCUGCAUUGGGUGAAGCGGUAAAAUAUUUUAAAGAAGUGGAUUGCUCCGGCGAAUCUUCUUCAGGUGUGUCCUACAAGGAUAUAACAACCAUCCCAUACGAUGAAAUGCAGUUGGCGUUUUUCCAAGGUGAUGAUGUCAUUGACGUUGUAUUGCAAAACGCUAAAGAUUCUAUAAAUAUUGCUUGUGAAAAUAUUUUUCAAUAUCACAAAUCAAGAAGUUUUGCAGGUAUUACCAACGAAUCGGAUCGUAAUGCUGCCAGUGCUAUAAGAUCCAUUAGGUGCCUUGUUUAUUAUAUUGGCGGCCGUAUAUUGAAUAGUGCAAAGCGUGCUAUGUCACGAUUGGAACGUCAUGAAGACGGCAAGACAUCUGAAAUCGAAACUGCUCGACGCAGCAUUGAAGGAAGGAUACGUCGUAUGGUUCUUGACUUAUUAAGGCACUGGGAAGAGUUAGUGAAUCCUAAGCAAUUUGACCCUUUUAUCAAAAAAUAUCCUGCUUUAAAUAACGUUAAGUCACCUGAGGAGUAUGUUGCUAAGGUGUGGGACUAUCUCAAUACGAAUGCUUUCGGCUCUGAGCUUCCUGAGUUUGUUGAUAUGCGUUUCAGCUGGUAUGAUAUUUUCAACGCUGACAAUACGGUUAUCGACAAUGGUACUCAAGAGAUGUUCCGUUUAACUAAUAAGGAUGAUGUCGCAUUCCCAUGUAUUGCAUAUCCCAAAGACUUUAUAGGUUAUGGUGGAGCUCUUGGCAAUUGUAUAUUUAGGUCAAUGUUGAAGUUGUAUUGUGAUAUGUACGGUCCAAGGUUCAUGGGUGAAGAUUUUGCAUCGUCAGCUAUUGAAGCUAUGAAGUUUAUAGAGUCGGAUGCUGCUAGUCACGACAAUGUCGGUUUUAGCUGUAUCCAGCAAGACGUUAUUGGAAUAGACCCUGACCUGUCUAGUAUAUUACCUAACUUAAAUGCAGUAAAACCUCUGCGUAAUGCAGACUUUGAUAUUAAUGACACCACAGACGUGUUUCCUGAGGUGCAUCAAGUCUCUUAUUUUAAGAAUCGCAUAUGUUUAGGUGACCUCUUGUUCGCUGUCAAGGAUAGAAAAACAGCCUUAGAAUUAUUUGAUAUAUCAUUCAGACUUAGGUCAAUAGAAUCGCUAUCCAUUAUUGAUGAGCAGAUAAAAAGGUCGAAUAUCGAUGUUACUGCAGGAUUAGUUGUCAACCCCAACGCUGCUAACAUAUCGGAAGAUAUUGAUUCUACGGAUGCUGUCGCUGUAUCGAAUACAUCUAACACUAAUGAAACCAAGGCGGUUAAUUCAUCAACCAAAUUAGACAUCCAAGGCCCGAAGGAUCGCAUGAAAAUAGAUUCAGCGUAUUACGCCUGGUCUCGAGACAAAGAGGGACAUCUUACGAUACCGAUAAAGGAUAUUCAACGUAGUUUGUUGAACGCCGAUUUAGAUAAAUUUGGCAACUUGUUAUCAUUAGGGAUGAACGAGUUGUUAUCGCUUAAGCCGUUGCAACUGAAUACUAUACAGAACAGGAUAGUUUCAUUAUGCGUUGAUACUCUUAAUUGUAUACGCGGAUUUGAUGCCUACGCUGUCAAUUUUUCAUUGACCCCUGAUGACCUCAUCAAGCAAAAAACAACUGGACUUGUGGCAAAAUCCAAUACUACCAUAAUCCAAUGCAUAUUGUUUCUUUAUAAGCUAAUUGGCCGGUGCUUAUCUCACAACGGCUUCCAUCCUUUGGAUAAUACAUUUUUACGUAAACGUCCUCUUGAAUUACUAAUACGUGAAAUAAAUCCUGUUGGAUUGAAGGAAGAAGCUUCAAUGGACCCUACCAGCUUUGGUGCUGCCUCUGUUAAGGAGGAGUCUAAAAUGCAACCCGUACCAUUCCCGGUUGAAUAUUUAAAUGAGAACGUUGCGCCAGAUGACUCUGCUGCAAUUCAAUUUUUAGUGAACUACUACAAUUUCAACCUUUUUGGUGGGCGCCUUCCUAUAGACCUGAAGGUUAUAUUCAAUCCAGAAGCUGGUGACGACUACCUUUCAUCGCAUGUAGACUGCCCCAAUACUAUGUCUGUUCCGGUUAUUAUGCUUAACCCAUUAGUUAUAAAAAGCAAGCCUUUAGUUGCCCGUUUGAUACUAGAAGAGUGUUUUCACUUAUUUAUCAGGACGUGCUGCAGCUACAAGACAGACUUCGGUGGUAAGGGGCAAGCUUUAUUAACUGAUGUUAUCGAAUCCGAUAUACCUCGUCGUACUCGACAGCACAUUGCCAAUUGCAUUGAAACAUCUGGUGAUUGGCCAUUCUUUUUUGACGAUCUGCAUGACAUGGCUUUAUGGGAGCAAACUGGUUUAAAGGGCAAAAAGUUCAAUAUUCCACUGCGUACUACAAGCCUAAAUACAAUUUAUAGGUCUCUAUUAGAACACGAAAAGAAUAUAAUUAACACAAUGGAACAAUUGAUACUACGUACUAAAAUAGCAGACUUAUGGGAGCACCAAAUACUACCUAUUAGGCAUUUUAUUAAUGCAGUUCAAAGUGGAGACUAUGACCUUGUUUAUACAAUUAUCAAUAACCCUAGUUCCGUUGGUGCAUUAUCUCAUUUACGGAUUAACGACAUUAACAUCAUUGAGAAUAAGUUCAAAGAUGCAUUAACAAUUUCGCAACGCCUAGACGACGAAAGGGGGCAGGUGUUAAGCAGUGACCGGAAGCAAAUGAACGCAUUAGUUAAUGUUGAAUUCUUCAAGGUCGUAGAAUGCGCUUUUGAUGAGCUACGUGAACAGGCAACAAAGCAUGGACUUAUAUCAGCUUCUGAUUUAACUGAAGGUAUAACAGAAGCUACAAACAACCUUGCACGCUGCCAGCCGGAAGAAGCUGCUCAACAGCAAUGCAAUCUUGAUUACACAAUUAUUGGCGUUAACAACUGCGGUCUACCAGCUGAAUUACGACGCAACAACAAGGAUGAUGAAAUAGUGAAUCAAUAUAUGGACUCUGGCAACAUAGGCGAUGAUAAGAAGGAAGUCGAAGCUACCCCUGCUGCUGAAGCACCGCCAAGUGAGACACAAAAGGAUGUUUCUAAAGAACCCGUCGAUUCUGACACUGUAGUUCACGCCUGCAGUGUAGAUAUACACAAGGAUAAAUAUACGUUAAACCGUGAGGAAAGGUCGCUAUUCACGGAAGCAGUGUAUCGGGUAUAUAAUCGCAGCUUGUUUAAUGAUAGUCUUCCAUCUAAUGUGCGUAUUGAAUUUGUCGAUGAGGUGAAUGACCUGUCAGUGCUGGUUGAAUGUAUGCAUACUACAUCUCCACCAACUAUCAAGAUAAACAAUAUGUUAUGGAAUGCUAAAUUACUGUUCCUUCAGAUGAUGGUCCAAAUGGUUAACUUAUCGUUCAGCACUACUACCCAUAAUGUCGAGAUGGAUUGUCUUAAGAUUUUUGGAUUACCGUAUAAAAGUUCGUUUCAAAGAUUCCACGCCAAGCAACAGCAAUUGAUUAAAAGUCGAUUGCUUCCACUGAGUCGGGAGGCUCGUUUGAAGGCAAAAUCAUCUGGCAAAGGAGAUGCUAAUGAUAAGUUCAUUAAUUCACUAAAGAAGGCAUCUGACGUUCGACCGGCUGGUGGAAGUGGUAAUAGUCUAUUGGAUAUGGAGAUUGAUGAGUUCGUUGACGAGAUUUUGGAGGGACGUUCGAAGAUCCACUUACCGUCCAAAGAUGCGAAAUUAUGCAAUCCAUUUGAGGAAUACCAGGCGUUGAAAUCAUUUGCCAAGCAUUUUGUCAACUGGAAAAUAACGAAGAACGACUACCAGGAGGCUAGCAAGGUAGAUCCCACGGGAACCUCUGCUAUAGGAGAACGUAUUUUACAGAUGGCGCACAAUGCAUUAUUUCGUACAGUUUGGUGCAAGCAUAAAUUUGACCAGAUAGAAAAGGGAUUGAAAAAAAUGGGUAUGGAUAUGCCUUUAUCAGUUCCAUUAACAUUGAAUUGGCAGGUGAUGUUGAAUGAAGAUCAGCAGUAUCUCAUGAUGAAGUAUUUAAGUCUCAAUGCAAAGGAGAGUGACACUGUAUUUACAAUGCUGGUCAAUAGUGGCGCUUGCUCUCGGGAGGAUGCAUGUUCACUUUUGGUCAAAUUGACUGACCCGCAUUUGAAAUUGGAGCCUUAUCCUUCGGAAUCAGAGGAUCAUAGUCUUGAAUCUACCACAGAAUCUGUACCUGUAAACCGACACGAUGCUAGUGAAAGAGCCAUGGAAGGACAGAUUAAUGAUGCAUCGUUCGCGCAGCAGUUGGAGACUCUUACCAAGUCAUUGGAACCCGAUAUUGCGGAGACUGUGCAUCUACUGGUUGACAAACUAGUUCACAGAAACUACUCAGACGCUAUGGGAAUCUUAAGUUGCAAUCCCAAACGACACUAUCUCAAGGAAACGGUCAUCAAGUAUCUCGAUGUGAUACGGGAAAAUGGUGUCAUAAAAGAACGACACUACAUAGAGAUUCUUGAGUUCCUGCGUAACUAAUGGUGAAAUGUAUUUGAUGUUGCAGGUUAACGCUAAAAGUUAUAUUUGACAUAAUAUGCUAUGGACUCUA
This is a messenger RNA of Babesia bovis T2Bo, 4906 nucleotides long. RefSeq lists its product as uncharacterized. Lineage: Eukaryota; Apicomplexa; Aconoidasida; Piroplasmida; Babesiidae. The coding region runs from base 61 to 4836 and encodes 1591 amino acids. The record is from RefSeq and is a predicted model, not a curated record. The transcript has a single exon.